AAUUAAUCUAAUUGAGCCGUGAAUUUUCACAAGCAAAUGUUUCAACGCUUAAUUAAAAUAUUUUUCUUUUUCAGACACAAUAGAAAAUUUUUCUUUUGCCUUUGUUGUUUCUAACGAGGUUCCUAUAACGAGUGGAAAAACAUUAAAAAGAAAAUUAAGGCGAGAUAUCGAUAUCAUUGCCAUACAUCAAACAAAAAACAGAAAACAGCAGGAAAAAUCGAAGAAAGCCUAAAAAUAGAAAUGAAUAAAAAUAUUUUAAGAAUGAGUAUAAAAAUUUAUGCAAAACCUUAAAGAAGAGACGAACAAGAGUCAACAAGCAAUUCAGUCAUCGACUCAUAACGCACUUCUUUCAUCAGUAGAUAUUCUGUGACAAGCACGAACACAUGGAAAAUGAUUCUCAACGAGUCAAAGCAAAGUCUCGCGAUCAUCGUAACUACUCUCUAUGAAUUUUCUUUUUUCUCUCUAUUUAAGCUCUCAGUUGUAAUCAAGUCACUGUUAGAGGCAGUCAAGUUUUGGAUUGCCCAUGAAUAAAUUCAUUUAUUUGUCUUCUUUCUUAAAGAACAGAAUAUUUGUUUAUUUAAACGCGUAAUUGAUUGGUGUUAAUUCAAUGGAUUGUUCCGGUGAACCAAAUCAAUAUUUAUGAGAAAUCUGAAGCGAUAAGUGCUGAAAAAAAUCGAAAAACUUUAAUCAAAAGCAUGCUUGCUUGCUCCUGAGAUGUGAAAACAGGAUUUCAUACAUUUUAGCGAAAGAAAAAAAAACAUUUCAUCUGUCAAUCAACAUCAUCUUGAUCCACUUGAAUUAUUGAAGUGAAUCAGAAAAAACAACAAAAAAUAUUCUGAAUAAUCGUACAAAGUUGCAAACUUGAAGUAUGGCAGUAUUAAUGACUUACCACAAGCUUGUAGAGCGCGAUGCAAAAAAUGUCGAUAUUCAUUGGAAAGCCGUCUCAAUUCUACUUCUUGUUCUCGCCAUCACUUCUUCAUUUGGAGUGUCAAUUUGUCUUCAAAAAAUUACUUCUGCAUAUGACGAUCGCUGUGUACUUGGAGCACGUCUUGGAUUGAUGUAUCCAUUACCUGAAGAAGAUCAAUCUUCAAUUUUUUCUGAUUCUGUUGCUGAAAAUCAAACUGAAAGUGAAACUUCAGUUUCAAUUACGAAAUCUACUGCCAAACUAAAUGAAUUCUUUAAUGAUUCAUAUGCAAUGUAUUUAGAUAAAGAUGAUCAGCAUUAUCCAGUUUCUCAAAUAACAAAGCUUGUUGAAGGUAAAGUCGAUGAACAACUUACAGUAUGGGAAGAAAAGGCAACUUGUGAGUUUGCUAUCUACAUGCCAAUAGCUCAAUCUUGUUUUGGGAUUAUUAUGACAGUUAUGUUUAUCAUUUGUGGGAGAGGAGGGAAAUCAGAUCCACAUUCAUUCCUUCCGCAACCAUGGAGAAUCGUUACACCGUCUAUCGUCUUCUUUCUAGUCAUGUCAGUUCUUUGUAUUAUAAAUUUAGUCAUUGUUGAAGGUGGAAUGUAUGAAUUCUGCGACAAUUUGGGAGAAAAAACUCCUGAUAUUCAUUGUUCAGUUUCUCUUAAUCGAUUUGCUGUGUCAGCACCGUCUGAUGUGAAAUUAUCUCCAGGAACUUAUCAUCAAAUGCUUACUACGUUCAACUACGUUUCGUUUACGUGUUGGCUGCUAUCACUUAUUUGGAUGAUAUUUCGAGUGAUUUUUGUGAUCGAUUUUCAAUUGGUUCGAAUUACUGUUAAAACAGUGGAAUAUGAGAACACAGAUGGUAGCAAAGAGACUUCAAGACCUUCAAGUUUUAAAGUAAAAGAAGUGCAGGAAGAAAUUGAUGUUACCGUACAUGUAAGAAUGACAUCUGCUGAAACUGAAAAUGUCGAUCAUGUUAAAGAAAAACUCAACAAAAUCCUGGAAUCACGUUAUGACAACGAUAAGGAGUUCAUUGAUUCAUUGAAAGAUCUCUCGACUUUUUUUGGCGAAAACACCUUAGACUCGCGAAGAAACUUAAGAUCACGUAUCGAGAAGAGAUCACUCGAGAUCAACAAGGAAUUUUUAUCAUCUUUUAGAGCUGUCAAGGAAGAACUUGAUUGUGUGUGCAGAGAAGUGGAAUGUAUGACCGAUUCUGUGAAAAAAAUGAAAGACACACUCGAGAAAACACAAUCACAGACUCAUGAAAUAAUUAACCAAACCAACGGCCUUCAAUCUCAACGUCAAAAACUAGCAAUUCAUCAUGAAGUUGCUGUAAAGUUCCUAUCACAUUUCCAACUUUCAACUGCUGAUCAUCAGAUUCUUUAUGGUAAAACAAGAGAUGAACAAAUCAGCAAUGAAUUUUUCCGUGUCCUCGAUCAUGUGCAAACAAUUCACAACGAAUGUCGUUUGCUUAUGCAAAAUGGAUAUGAGACACUUGCUGUUGAUAUCAUGGAGGAAAUGACAGUUCAUCAAGAAGCUGGUCUUGAAAGGUUAUACAGAUGGACUCAAUCACAUUGUCGUAACAUUGAUACAACAACAGAACUCACAACUUUAGUCAUUGAAGCAAUGCAAAGACUCCAAAAUCGUCCUGUGCUGUUUAAAUAUGUUCUAGAUGAAUAUGCCACAAAUCGACGUUCAAUGUUGGCAAACUUAUUUAUCGAAGCUCUCACUAUAGGUGGAAAUGGCACAAAGCCAAUAGAAAUGCAUGUAACCGAUCCAAAGAGAUAUGUCGGUGACAUAUUUGCUUGGCUUCAUCAAGCAAUUCAUAAUGAGAGAGAAAGUUUAAUGAUUUUGUGUCGAGCCUGUGACAAAAAUGAUGUCACUGAUAUCAUAACUACUGCUUUGACGAGUAUUUCCGAUGGUGUUUGUCACACGCUUAGAGUAAGAGUUGACUCAGUUCUCAACACUGUCAACGACACAAUCGUUUUUUAUUCGAUUGCAAAUUUAAUUCGUUUCUACCAUAACAUUAUAACAUCGAUGGUGAAUGGUGGACAACUAGAAGAAUGUUUAACUUACGUUCAAAAAACAUCCGAAACAUUUCAUCUUAAUUCUUUGACAAAACAAGUUCGCGACAUUUUAAAUCAACCAAAUGAUCAACAACAAACUGAUCUUGCACCACCACCUUCGGUUCGUAAAUUGUUGACAAUGCUUAAAGAACUUUUGUCUGUUGCAAAUAUGGUUGAAGGAAGACAACAAGACAUACAAAAAAUUGUUAGUUGUGUUGUUGAUCCUUUGCUUGAGACAAUCACAGAACAGGCUUCGCAUUUGCCAGCUAUCGACAUGGCAGUUUAUUUUCUGAAUGUUCUUUAUGAAGUUAUUGGAACUUUAGCUGUUUAUGAGUUCAUCGACGAAAGAAUGGAAAGAUUGAAUGCAUCGUGCGAUGCGCAAAUUGAGACUUUAACAAGCGAACAGGCUUCAAGCAUCGUUGCGCAUUUGAAUCUUGGUCCAAUUUAUUCAAUUUUACAAAGUCAAGAUAAGAAACUUGAUGUUCAUCACUUGAAACUUUGUAUGAAUAAACUUGAUUCGUUCAUUGAAUGCCCUGAAAUGUUGAUUCUUCCACAAGUUAAUCUUCUCCAAAGCACUAAACAUGCCUCAACCGUGCAGAAGAGAGCUUUUAAUGUUAUUGCAGCAAUUUACAAACAACUUUACGAUAAAAUCCAUUCCGAUGAUUACGAAAAUCCCGAACAGUUAUUAAAAUUCACUCCCGAAGAAAUUUCAUUUUACUUUGCUGCUAUAAUUCUAAUGAGUUUUGCUGUUGAAGCUGCAAAGAGAAUAAGUGAAAGAAAAUGUGAAGACUACAAAAAUAUUAUUGCUAAAUUUCGCACACACGGAGGUCUUGGUAUUGCAAAGCAAACUGCUAUAAGAAAAAAAUCAUUCAAAUGCUCAAAUGACGCUUCGGGACUUAUUGUUGGUGGUCAAAAAGCCAAAUUGAAAGAGUUUCCACAUAUGGCAGCAAUUGGUUGGGUAGUUGAUGAUGGAAAUCUUGCAUUUCGUUGUGGAGGUUCGCUGAUAAGUGAAAACUUUGUUUUAACAGCAGCUCAUUGUGAAUUUGACGACAAUGGUAACUGGCCAGCUGUUGUAAGAGUAGGAGCUCGAAAUCUUGCAGCAUCGAGCAAUGAAACAAAUGCUGCUGAAUACAAAAUUCAAAGUUUCAUAAAACAUGAAAAUUUCAGCUCACUCAAUAUGGAAAAUGAUAUCGCUUUGAUUAAAUUACAAGAAAAUGUCAAAGUAGACAAACAGUUUGUUCGACCCGCAUGUCUCUUUUCUAAUCAUAGAACUCCCAAAAAAGUUACUGCUACGGGUUGGGGAAAAACUUCAACACACAGUGAAACUUCAGAUUAUCUUCUUAAAGUGCAAUUGCAGACUGUUUCGAAUGACGAUUGUUAUAAUGAAGUUGGGGACAAUAUUUAUGCAGAUGAGAUUGAUGACAGUAAGAUUUGUGCUGGAGGGGUAAGAAAUAAGGAUACAUGUCAAGGUGAUAGGAUCUAAAACGUAUCUCAC
Clunio marinus is the source of this 4465-nucleotide messenger RNA. Lineage: Eukaryota; Metazoa; Arthropoda; Insecta; Diptera; Chironomidae. The record is from the annotation of a GenBank genome assembly.